Messenger RNA from Pseudonaja textilis, 3598 nucleotides. RefSeq names its product netrin 4 (gene NTN4). Gene Ontology annotation, cellular component: laminin trimer. The record is from RefSeq and is a predicted model, not a curated record. NCBI's taxonomy places the organism in Eukaryota, Metazoa, Chordata, Lepidosauria, Squamata, Elapidae. Gene Ontology annotation, biological process: tissue development; basement membrane assembly; substrate adhesion-dependent cell spreading. Gene Ontology annotation, molecular function: protein binding.
GAGACGAGCCGGAGGGGCGGGAUAGGAGGAUCGGCGCCGCUUCUUCAUGCACCUGGCCGGGGAUCCCCCAGCGGGGAGAAAUAGGUGGCGGCAAAGGCGACGAGGGAGCAGAGCUGGCGGUGAUCGGCUACGACUAGGAGCGAAAAAGAUGCCCGCGGUUGCGCAUGCCGUUCGGGUUGGCUCAAACGGUCCUCGGGCCGUCGCCCUGUGGGGGCCUGUGGCGAGGCAGCCUGCCUGUCGUCCUUAGCGGCGCCCAGAUCGAGAGGGUUCGCGCCCCCAGGACUGCAUGCCUGCUCGGUGCCCCGCGCUCCGCCAUGGGGAGUCCCUUCUGGCACCUCGUGUUGCUGGGCUGCUCUGCAGGAUUGAAUAGUAUUCUUGGAACUGUGUCUCACUGUGAGAAGGCAUGCAAUCCUCAAAUGGGAAACCUGGGCCAUGGACGUAAAUUGUGGACAGAUACAACAUGUGGAUACAACUCCACAGAAUUAUACUGUUCUUACAGUGAAAAUGCAGACCUCCUAUGCAAGCGGCCUAAGUGUAGCAAAUGCAACUCUAUGAAUAUACAUCUGGCUCAUCCUCCUUCUGCUAUGGUUGAUUCAUCUUUUAGAUUACCACACACAUGGUGGCAAUCAGCACAAGGAAUACAAAGGGAGAAGAUCCAGCUCAAUUUGGAAGCUGAAUUUUAUUUCACUCAUUUGAUCAUGAUAUUCAAGUCACCAAGACCAGCAGCCAUGGUCCUAGAGCGAUCUCAGGAUUUUGGAAAAACUUGGAAACCUUAUAAGUAUUUUUCCAUCAACUGCUCAGCAGCCUUUGGGUUGGAUGAUGACGUAACUAAGAAAGAGGCACUUUGCACUUCAAGAUACUCCAGCCAUUUCCCCUGCACUGGAGGAGAGGUUAUAUAUCGAGCUCUGUCACCUCCGAACUCUGCUGAUGACCCUUACAGUCUUAAAAUUCAGGCACAGUUGAAAAUCACAAACCUUCGAGUACAACUGCUUAAGCGACAAUCCUGCCCAUGUCAUAGCAAUGAUCUGAAUGCAAACCCACCACAGCUAACUUACUACGCAAUCUAUGAUUUUAUUGUGAAGGGGAGCUGUUUUUGCAAUGGACAUGCAGAUCGCUGUGCACCUCUUAAAGGUUUUAAGCCUGUCAAAGCAGCAGGAGUCUUCCACGUGGUCCAUGGGAGAUGUAUUUGCAAACAUAAUACUGCAGGAACUCAUUGCCAACAUUGUGCCCCUCUUUACAAUGACCAACCAUGGCUUGCUGCAAAUGGCCGAACAGGAGCUCCAAAUGGAUGCAAAUCUUGUAAAUGCAAUGGGCAUUCUGACACUUGUCACUUUGAUAUGGACACAUGGCUGGCAUCAGGGAACCAAAGUGGGGGCAUUUGUGACAACUGUCAACAUAAUACUGAAGGACAGCACUGUGAACGUUGCAAGCCAGGCUAUUAUCGAGAUCUUAGAAAGCCUUUUUCUGCUCCUGACAUCUGCAAAUUGUGCUCUUGCAACCCCAUUGGAUCAGCCAUGCUUCCUUUUAGCAACAGCACUUUCUGUGACCCUAGCAAUGGUGAUUGUCCCUGCAAACCUGGAGUGGCUGGUCCUCAGUGUGAUCGGUGUAUGGUAGGAUACUGGGGAUUUGGACAUUAUGGCUGUCGACCAUGUGAUUGUGCAGGAAGUUGUGAUUCGAUCAAUGGAGACUGCAUUAACAGCAAUGCAGACAUAGAAUGGUACCAUGAAAUCCCUGGUCUCUAUGCUGUACAUAACAAGAGUGAAGUUGCUUGGGAGUGGGAGGAAGAACAAGGAUACUCUGCUCUUCGACAUUCAGGCAAGUGUGAAUGUAAAGACCAAGUUCUGCAAAAUUUUAAGAUCUUUUGUGCCAUGAAAUAUACAUAUGUGGUAAAGGCAAAGAUUUUAUCUGCUCAUGAUAAAGGGUCUCAUGCUGAAGUCAAUGUGAUGAUCCAGAAAGUACUGAAAUCUACAAAACUGAAGAUUUCCCAAGGAAAACGGAUCCUUUACCCAGAAUCAUGGACUAACAGAGGUUGUACCUGCCCAAUACUUAAUCCUGGAUUGAAAUAUCUUGUGGCAGGAUAUGAAGAUGUUCAUACAAGCAGACUGAUAGUCAAUAUGAAAAGCUUUGUUCAUCAGUGGAAAUCAGCUCUGAGGAAAAAGAUCUUACAGGUUUUUAAAAAAUGUGUCUGAAAGGACAUUUGUUUAUGCAUAAAAACAUAUGUGUAAAACUUUAUGAACAACCUCUUAGAUUAAAACUGGAAUGUGAGGGAACAGUGCCAAAUGUAGUAUAAAAAGAACUUUAAUUCAUAGGCCGUUCACCUUGACUCAAAACACCCCAUUUCAGAUUGCAGAAAUAGUUGAGCUUUCUUACACAAUCCCCUUUUUCUAUGCAGUAGGCUGAGAAGUAUGAACUAAAUGUAACAAUCUACAAGUGAGUAAUAAGGUAUACAUCCACAUCUGCAUUCCUGCAGCUCUAGCAUUUUCAUUUUAUUAACAAUCAUCAGUUUCACAAAGCAUUUUGUGAACAGAAUUUCCUCACAGUUUUUUCUCUGGACUGGACCAAGAUACUUAAAAAUAAAACCCAUUAAUUUGGCAGAAUUUGCUUUGUCAUUACUUCCUUAAAGUUCUCAUAUAGAUUUAAUAUCCAAUUUAAAUGUUUUAUUUAAGUUGCACAGAAAUGUAUGGAUAAUCUAAAAGUUGAAGCUUUCAUUUUCUUCUUUGGAAAUAUGUAUAUACACUUGCGAUGGAUUGUACUGUUGUAAUGAACGAGAUUAACUGAAUAUUACAUUAGUUAGUGUAUUGCAAUCAUAAAGGGGAAUUUGGUUAGGUUUAUAUUCAGGUUUCUGUAGAUAUAAAUGGAAAUGACCAAUGUAUUAAUGAUCAAAUUUAUAAAAGUAGUGCAUAGAAUCUUCACUGAAAUAUAAAAGAAUGCUGACUCAAAUUGGUUAAAUCAAUGGCUUUUGGGGGAUUGUGCGGGAUGUUGCAGUCAUGAGCACUUAAAACAAGUAAUAAAAAUGGAAUCUAUCCCUUUAGUAGAAUUUUGACUUCAAAUAUUUUAUAUAUAAAGCACUUUAUUGCCUUCCCCUUUCCAGUGUGAGCAAUCUAAUUUUGGGGAACAGGGACAGCAUAGGAGAAAGGAUGAGGGAACAGAAUCUUGCUAAACCUACUAGGAUAAUUGCUUUCCUUAAAGCAUAGCAAAAGCCAUUCAGAAAAACUAAAGAUAACUUGUGAAAAAGAAUAUAUUGUAUUUACAGUGGAGCACCAACUUCAAAAUAAUAAUUUUAUUUGCUUGGUAUCAGUUAUGAUAAGAGUAAACAUAAAAAAAACCAAUGGAAGUUUAUGAAAAGUGUGAUGAACUUUCCUAGCACAAUGCUGGCCUUAGUUUUUAGUUUUGUAAUAUUUAGAUUUCAACUGUUUUCUUAAAUUGUCAUCUUCUGCUUCUACAUAUGGUGUACAUACUCUUCCAAAAUUGCAUAUAUUUUAUAUAUCUCGAACUUCAUCACUGGUAUCUACAUUGUUCUAUUAACACAAACAUAAGCACCAAAAUAUCCUAUUUAUAUGAACAUACAAAAAAUAAAGGCAAAGGCACCAUACAAUGU